CUAUGAUGAUUGGGCAUGGAAGAUGCAGCUCUACUUUCGACAAAUUGGCCUCUUGAAGCUCAUGAUUGGAACGGAGCCCAGGCCAAAGGAAAUGGCAGAGCAAGCGGACUGGGAUGAACGUUCAUCUGCUGGGUAUUAUCUACUGUCACAAAGCUUGGAGCUGAACCAGAGGCAUCACAUCAUGCAUCUGCUACCGGAAACUGAUUGUGGGCCCAAGGCAUGGGCAGUGCUCAAGGACCUGCACGCUCCGACAUCGGUUGCCGCUUCUCUCAUGCUGGAUCGGGAGCUGUCCAUGCUGCGGUUGAGCGAGAAUGAACCUGUGCAGCCCGUUCUGGACAAGAUGAGGGAACUCUACGCGAAAUUGGCGAUUGCGGGCAUCACGUACCCUGAGCAGACUAAGUGUCUCAAGAUGCUCAGCCUGCUGCCCGAGUCUUGGCUGCAAUUUAUAAGCGGACUCAGCUUGCCACAAAACCAAAGUCAAUGGACAUUGGAGUGGAUUCGCACCAAGAUUCUGGAAGAAGAUUUUCGUCGCUACACACUGCGCGGAGGUGAUGACAGCACCAGCGGCUAUGCCAUGCAAGGGACAUGGAGGGAUCGAGGGCGUGGCAAUCGCGGUCGCUCUUACUACAGCCAAGGUGGUCGCGGGACUUGGAACCAGCGGGGGCGUGGUGGCGCUGGUGCAAGAGGAAGAGGUGGUCACUCCAACAAUGACAACAGUGAACCACGCUUGAGGGGAGAGUGCUGGUAUUGCAAGGAAGAAGGGCAUCCAUGGUUUCGCUGCUCUACCAAGCCCGACUGGUGGACCCCUUGGAACCAAUCGCAAAAGGGGAAUGGAGGAAAGCAACCACGUGGAGGUGCCAACAUGGUAGCUGAUCCUGCUGAAGAAACCUCCAAGGAUGACAGAGGAAUGGGAAAUGAGGAGAGGAAUGCUGGACAGUUCUACCAUGUGUGUGACAAAGAUGACAGAUGUCUUACUCGUACCGGGGCUGAAGGCCAAUCUGAUAUCGCUGCGCAAGCUAGGCCAGGCCGGAGUCAGCACCACCACCAAUGGAUCCAAAACAUUCAAGGGGCUGCGAGGAGAUCGUGUGUUAUGGGAUUUACACGAAAGCAGGGAUGUCUUCAAAUCCAUGUGGCAGAUCCCUGCGCUGAUAUGGGAAUCAACAAAGAAGGAGCUGGGAGUAGUAAAGGCGGGAUCUGGAGUCCAGGGGGAGUGCAAUGCAGUUAGUGCUGCAGGAGUGAUGGUUUCUGCAAGGUCGGGGGAGACUGAUUGGGAAACCGCACACAGGCGUCUAGGGCAUGUGGCUAUGCCAUUGCUGCAGCAACUGCAUAAGGAAGAAGCAGUAAAGGGGCUGAAGCUUUCUGGGCAACCAAAUGAUACCAAGUGCGAGACGUGUCUGCUGAGCAAGUUCACACGGUUCCCCUUUCACGGUGUAGCUGGGAAAAGCAAGGCAGCACUGGAACUGGUGCACAUGGACCUGGUAGGACCUUUUCCAGUUCAAGGAAGAAAGGGGGAAAGAUACUUCCUAACAAUAGUUGAUGACUGGAGCCGGCUGAUGUGGGCAUACCCGUUGAAGCAGAAGGAUCAUGCUGCCUCAACAAUACGAGAUGACUGGCUGCCGCUCGUCGAGCGACAAUCUGGGCACCCAUGCAAGAGCAUCAGAACCGACCGAGGUGGAGAGUUUCUAGGAGGAGAUCUGACUGCGUGGCUCAAGAAACAAGGCAUUGAGCAUCAGCUAACGACGUCCUAUACCCCUCAGUCAAAUGGCGUUGCUGAGAGGGCUAAUAGGACCAUCCUGGAAACUGCGCGAGCGCUGCUGAUCGAAUCAGGGCUGGGGAACUCCAUGUGGCCUCACGCGGUGAGGCAUGCUACAGUGGCAAGGAACCGCGUACUCACAAAGGUAGCUGAUGAUAUGUGGGUGCCGCUGGAGAGGUGGCUUGGAAAGAAGCCUCCAGUGGACAUGCUCAGAGUGUUCGGAUGCAUGGCAGUGGCGCAUGUCCCUAAACCGUACAGGACAAAGCUUGGAGCAUCUGCACUGUGGUGUGUGCACCUUGGGCUUGCGGCAGAGAGCAAGGGGUGGCUACUCUGGGAGCCCUCAAAGAAUGUGCUGUUUGACAGUCGGGAUGUCAAAUUUGUGGAGAACAUCAUGUAUGGCAAGUGGGAGAAGCAGCCGGAGGCAAGGGUCACCCAGCAGCUGGAAGAGAUCACUAUGCACUUCGAUCUGUCCGAACCUGUGGACAGCGAAGUCACUGCGCCAACGGCAAGCGGUACUGAUGAAGGAAGCAAUGAGGAUAUUGCAGCUGAUGCUGAAGUCAAGGAUCCGGAGCAGCAGCAGCAAGAGGCUUCCAAAACACCAAGUCUGCCAAAGCGAAGGAAACAGAUUGGUGGGGGGACAAAGGAUUGGGUGAAGGUGAAAGAAUGGGUAAAUCCAACCAUCUACCCUGCACGUACCAGAAUGGCAACAAGAAAGCUGCUGAGCUCUACAAGUGAAGGAGCCACAACUGAGCAGCAGGAACAGGCUCAAGGCGAAGAUACAGUGCUGUUCUUGGGUGAUGACCAAGAGUCAGAUGACGAGGAGCCUGCAUACUGCUUUUACGCACCAAUACAACCUCCGAGCAUGGAUCAUGCGCUAGCCGGGCCUCAACGGGGGAAAUGGCUCGUUUCAAGAGAUGCAGAGUACAACAGCCAGAUGGAGAACCACACAUGGGACCUGGUGUACUUGCCAAAUGGGAAGAAGGCAAUACAGUGCAAGUGGCUGGCAAAAAUCAAGACGGAUGAGAAAGGAGAGCCAUCAGUUUACAAGAGCAGGCUGGUGGCAAAGGGGUUUCAGCAGAAAGAGAAGGAAGAUUACAAAGAAGUGUUUGCCCCAACUGCUAAGUCUCCAACGCUACGUGUGCUGCUGGCGGUAGCUGCUGUGCGCAAAUGGAAGGUGAAGCAGAUGGACAUCGUAACCGCUUUUCUGUACGGCAUUGUGGAAGAGGAGGUGUACAUGGUUCAACCACCUGGCUAUGAGGAUGGAACCGGUCGUGUCUGCAAACUUAACAAGGCCAUCUAUGGCUUGAAGCAGGCCCCGAGAUGCUGGUACAACAGGCUGGCCAGUGCACUGGAAGGGAUUGGAUUCCGUGCGAGUGCAUGCGACGAGAGCCUGUUCCUGAUGGGAGAGGGGGAGUCACUUGUGCUUCUGCUGGUGUACGUGGAUGACAUCCUGCUCUUCAGCAGCAGUGACAAGGAGAUCGAUGGGGUGCAGCGGAAGCUCACAGAGCAGUUCAAGUGCAAGUCACUUGGACAGGCAAGGUACUACCUGGGAAUGCAUAUUGAGCGGGAUACUGAACGUGGCUGGCUCAAACUGCAUCAGGGACAAUACAUCAACACCUUGGCUGAGAAGUACUCUCUGCAGGAAGAACGGGAAGUGGUCACACCUUUGCCUUCCGAGUUCAAACUCAUAAAGGCAGCUGAAGGAGAAGGAGUUGAGAGUGAAGACCAGAGGCAAUUCCAAUCCAUGGUCGGGAGCCUACUCUACGCUGCUGUGCAUACUCGGCCUGACAUCAGCUUUGCUGUGGGACAGCUGGCUCGAGUAGUGCAAAAUCCAACAGAAGAGCAGUGUGGUGCAGCGGAGAGAGUGGUGCGCUACCUCAAGUCAUACCCUACAGUGGGAGUACAGUAUUCAGCCUCUGCUCAACUCAGUCAAAAAGGAAUUGAAGUCGUCAAAGAGAAGGGGGAGCAGCUCGGAGAAGGAAAGGUGUUCCUUUCCUGUUUUGCUGAUGCCACGUGGGCUUCUGAGCAUGAGGAUUCAUCAUCAGUUCGUGGAUACAUCUGCAUGGUGGGAGGUGGGCCUGUAAGUUGGAGGUCCAAGAAGCAGUCUGAGACGGCACUAUCUUCAGUGGAAUCUGAGUACAUGGCGAUGUUUCAUGCGGCAAAAGAAAUCAUCUGGCUAAGGAGGCUCUUGAAGGAGAUCGGCCAUGAACAGACUUGUGCGACACCUCUGUUCAGUGAUAGCAAGGGAGCCAUUGCCAUGGCACGCAAUGCAGUUCUUCAUGGGUUGAACAAGCACAUGAGGAUCAAGUGGCAUUGGCUGCGGAAGGAGGUGAAGCUUGGGACACUGGAUCCGAUCUACGUGAAAACUCAGCAACAGCCAGCCGACUUCCUUACCAAGCGGCUAGCUGAAGAGCCACACUGGCGCUGUGCGAGGAUGGCGGGAAUGUCCUUGAACUAGCGACGGCGAAACAAGCCGACAGUCUGAGGGGGAGUGUGUUGGUGCAUAUUCGUUUGCACGUCAUCCUGUCGUCUGUUCGCAUCAUUUCGUUGCAUGUGUUUUGUGUGCUACGUUGUUUGUAUGGUUUGUUGGGUUUGCAUGUCUUUGCAUAUUCAUCUUGUGCUUGUGCAGAUGUGCUUGGAUUGUACAUCAGAUCGAGCGCAUUCCAACGAGCCAAGAAUUGUUGGAAUCGGAGCACAUAUGAAGAAGUUACGAAGAAAUGUUUGAUGGAUUUGUUACAACUCAUUGGAAGUCCUUGGCAGCUGCUACACCAAAGUUGGAGAGCCCUAAAACGAGGAGGGACCAGCAUGUGUGGGACUUUUGUCCCCACCUUGCAGCUGCAGCACUUGGGGUUUGGAGACCAACCUGGCACAGUGUGAAUUUUGUCUUGCCAGGCUGGCUGAACCUGAGGAUGGGGAGUCAAGACUUUGACUCUUGUCAUGUUCUUGACCAAGGGCCUCCAGGGUCCUUCCCUUUCAUCCUUCCCUUCCCACCCCACCUUCCAACUAUGCUUCAAUGCCUUUUCCAUCAUGUCUCUGAACUUGUAAGCUUCAAUAAUAG
Molecule: messenger RNA, 4811 nt
Organism: Closterium sp. NIES-67
Lineage: Eukaryota; Viridiplantae; Streptophyta; Zygnematophyceae; Desmidiales; Closteriaceae
Source: the annotation of a GenBank genome assembly